AUGAGACUUCCCAUAGAACUUACGUUCCUCCUUACGCACAUCUUACACCUUACCAAUGCGCUCCCGCUCCAGCGCCGCAGCACACCUUUCCGCUCCCUCCGCGGCCUCACGCCCCUUGUGAACUCCUUUUCCAACGGGCAUACGUACGCGCACGCGCCGACGAAAUACUUCUACGAAUCUACCUUCAACAGCCACUAUGAUGGUCGCUUCGCUUCCUCCGAGGUCCCCUUCCAAGAACGAAUAUGGCAUCUCAGGCUUAUGUUGAAGGCGUAUACAGAUACGAUGGACAAGAUUGGGGUACAAACGUGGAUUAUGCAUGGGUGUUUACUAGGCUGGUGGUGGGGCAGAGGGCUUAUGCCCUGGGACAAAGACCUGGAUUUCCUCGUAGAGGAGGAAGGAGCUCGAGAACUAGGGACAUGGUGGAACAUGACAGUCCAUCAUUUCGACGCUCGAGAUCUGGGACUUGAAUCCGUGUCAGACCACAAAGAGGGUUAUAUCAAGCAAGGAGGAGACUUGCUUGACUCGGAAAAGCAUUACGAAGACGAAGAUACCCGCUCAAAGCGCCUCGCUUGGGAGGAAGACAUCAAAACAAACGGCAAGAAAUACCUGAUAGAAGUAAACCCAAACUACACCAACAAAUCCACAACAGACGUCUACAACCACAUUGACGUCCGCUGGAUCGAUGUGAGUAACGGCCUCUAUAUCGACAUUACAACAAUCCACGUCGCACCCGUAGAGCACUCCCUGACCGACUCCCCAUACUCCAGCACCCACCCUUCAGCCCACGAAACCGACCCCGACGCCUUCGACACCGAAACCCAACUCUACGUCAAAGACACACAUGCCUACCUCUCGACCCAAAUCUUCCCCCUACGACAAUCUACAUUCGAAGGCGUGAAGGUCAAGGUACCGUAUGCGUACGAAGAGUUAUUGUUGGAGGAAUAUGGGUCAGACGCCCUGACGGAGGAUUGGUAUAACGGGUAUCAGUUUGACAAGGAGAGUAGGCAGUGGAAGAAACAGCGGGAGCCGAGCGAGGAGCAGAAGGAGUAUUUCCAGGAGAAAAAUGGAAAGGAUGUGGGGAGAUUGAGUAGUACGGGGAGGAUCGGACAUGGGUGGAGGGGGCAGGGCGCUAUUGAAGGGGUUAUGAAGGAAGAAGGAGUUGAGGUAGAUGUGAAAGAUGUUGAGGGGGGAAGGUGGACGGAGUAG
Molecule: messenger RNA, 1206 nt
Organism: Alternaria atra
Lineage: Eukaryota; Fungi; Ascomycota; Dothideomycetes; Pleosporales; Pleosporaceae
Exons: 1
Coding region: 1-1206 (401 amino acids)
Source: RefSeq, a predicted model, not a curated record